AUGAGCAAGCGGGCAAAUACAGGAAAGGCGCGGGGGAGGCCAAAAGGCAAAGAAACUGAUGUGGCAGUGCUACGAGAGGACGGCACGUUUGAGCACAAGUCCAGAAGGGACAUUCUAGAGGACCCCAGAUUAUUUCAGGAGAGGGAAGGUGCUGCAGAAACUACCAAUGGCAAUGCUGUACCAGAAGAUCCUGUCAGGCAGGGCGGCGCUGUUGAGAACAGUGAUCAGGGAGCUGGGUUUGCCGCGGGAUCAGAAGCGGACCUGGAAGAAGGCCUCCCUGAAGUUAGCUUCUGCAUGCCGGAGUUUGACAGGAAGAAAGGAACUUUGAAUCAUCAAGCGUAUGCAAUGCCAGGGCUGUGUCAGAUCGCUGUGUUAGGCGGAGGAGUGGGCAUUGCACACUGGUGCAGCUGCUGCCCUGAGAUGGAGCUUCAGAAAUCAAUAUUCAGCGGAGUGCGCCACCCGCCGUUGUCUCCACAGUACCUCUGUGGCCAGGCAGACAAGUGCAUCCAUCUGGAGGUUCUGAUCAUGCUGGCGGCAUCGCUCCGGCUAGAUGCUGAGGGGCUUUGCGGGCUGCCUCGGGUGGGAGCGUCGGGUGGGGAAGAUGAUGCUGAAGGCGAUGGCGUCUACCUGCUGCCGUUCGUUGGGGAGGCGCCCAAGGCCUGGGUGCUUGGCACUUCAGCCACGGAGUGCAUAGUGGUCAUCGAAACGAAGACUGGGGGGCGGCGCUGCACGAGUUGUUACGGGAAGGGGUAG
Molecule: messenger RNA, 753 nt
Organism: Klebsormidium nitens
Lineage: Eukaryota; Viridiplantae; Streptophyta; Klebsormidiophyceae; Klebsormidiales; Klebsormidiaceae
Source: the annotation of a GenBank genome assembly